AAUGUGCUGCUGCCGGCCAUCAAGAAGAUGUCUGAUCCGGACUGGAUCAACCUGCUGCUCAUCGGGGGGUUUUCCAAGAAAUCUCGGGGUGAGAAGCUCCGCUCUGCUCCACCCAUGCCGGAUUCCUUGUCCGUCCCGGCGCAGUCGGACACGACUCCUGUCGGGCUGCCUCCCUCCCCCAGGGCUGGAGAGGGGCUCAGGAGGGAAUCAAGGGUGGCUGGUGAGGAAGGAGAUGAUCCAACAAGCAGGUCCUGCCACACAGAAGAGCCUUUCCUCCGCCCACGAGUCCUGGGCUCCCUCUUCCCUUGUGAGGGUUUGGACCUGGAAUCUCCAGCACCCGAUCCAAGCCAGGACACUGACCUGCUGGCACCAUCACCUGCAGGGGAGCUGCUUGAUGAACCCUCCCAGGACACCUCUGUGCUGGAGGGAGCAGCCACUUCAGAGGAUGGCACAGGGGACCUGGAGGAGGGCACUGCCCCCAGCUCGGAUGCUGGGCUGCUUCCCACCUCUGCCAUGCUGAGCUCCUGCCCUGACAUCCAGAUUGAGCCAGUGGUGGAGAAGGAGGAGGAAAGCCCAGUCGUCCACAGGAAGUUUUCCACACGGAGACCCUCCAGCUUAGGCAGAGAUAUAGGAGCAGCAGAGUGUUCAUCACAAAACCCUUCAGAACCAGGGCAGGCUCUGUCCCUGCUCUCAUCCUCCCCAACAGCCUCCAUGAGCACCUUCAGCUUUGAGCCUCUGAGCAGCCCUGAUGGGCCAGUGGUCAUCCAGAACCUACGGAUAACUGGGACCAUCACUGCCCGGGAGCACAGCGGGACUGGCUUCCACCCCUACACCCUGUACACCGUCAAGUAUGAGACAGCCCUGGAGGGCGAGGGGGCAGGCAGCCUGCAGCAGGUGGCUUACCACACCGUCAACCGCCGCUACCGCGAGUUCCUCAACCUGCAGACCAGACUGGAGGAGAAACCAGAGCUGCGCAAGUUCCUCAAAAAUAUCAAAGGGCCAAAGAAACUGUUCCCUGAUCUCCCAUUUGGCAACAUGGACAGUGAUAAAGUAGAAGCCAGGAAAAGUCUACUGGAAUCUUUCUUGAAGCAACUGUGUGCAGUGCCUGAGAUUGCAAACAGUGAGGAGGUGCAGGAGUUCCUCGCCCUCAACACUGAUGCCAGGAUUGCAUUUGUCAAGAAGCCCUUUGUUGUCUCCAGGAUAGACAAGAUCGUUGUCAAUGCCAUUGUGGACACCCUGAAGACAGCAUUCCCCAGGUCGGAGCCCCAGAGCCCCACGGAGGAGCUGAGCGAGUCUGAAGUGGAUGGGAAAUCCCAGACGGAUGGGAAGAAGACGAGCAAGUCCAGGCUGAGGUUCUCCUCCAGUAAAAUCACUCCAGUGCUGAGUGCAAGUGAAGCUCAUGACAGGAUCAUGUACUCCAUCAGGGAGGGAAGCACUGUCUCUAGCACCCUGUCCCUGGCUGCUAUGGAAUCUUUCAUCCAGAAGCAGGAGAAGCUGCUGGAAGCAAUCCCCAGCAAAGCUCCUGAAGGGGAGGGAGGCAGAGAAGCUAAGGAGAGCUCUGUGCAGGAGGAUCCGGAUGGGUUGGACACAUCAGAGCAGGGAGCACAUCCCGACACUGACUCUGACUCUGAGACAGCUUUGGCUGACCUGGCCCUGGACGUGGUUCGACUGGUGCUGGUGGAUCACUGGAGUUGGCUCUGCACAGAGAACAUGCAGAGAGUCUUCAACCUGCUCUUCGGGACCCUUGUUCAGAGGUGA
Molecule: messenger RNA, 1758 nt
Organism: Acanthisitta chloris (rifleman)
Lineage: Eukaryota; Metazoa; Chordata; Aves; Passeriformes; Acanthisittidae
Gene: SNX19
Product: sorting nexin 19
Exons: 8
Cellular component (GO): early endosome membrane; intracellular membrane-bounded organelle
Molecular function (GO): phosphatidylinositol binding
Source: RefSeq, a predicted model, not a curated record